AUGGCUGCUCCUACAGAACAACACAUGCAAGAUGCAAAAAGAGUGCUCUAUUAUCUAAAAGGUACGUUGUCAUUCGGUUUGUUCUACAAGAAGGGAGUUGUUAAAGAAUUAACAGUCUAUACGGAUAGUGAUUAUGCUGGAGACAUAGACGAUAAAAGGAGUACAAGCGGAUAUGCAUUUCUUUUGAGUGGAGGAGCUUUAGCUUGGGCAUCUAAGAAACGACAUGUUGUAACGUUAUCCACGACAAAAACCGAAUUCGUUGCAUUCGCUUAUUGUGCUUGUCAAUGCAUUUGGAUGAGAAGAAUUCUAGAGGAGUUUGGGUUGACAUUGUCAGGAAGCACUACAAUAAUGUGUGAUAACAGUUCAACUAUCAAAUUGUCAAAGAAUCAUGUUCUUCAUGGUUGA
Impatiens glandulifera is the source of this 405-nucleotide messenger RNA. Its product is annotated as secreted RxLR effector protein 161-like. The record is from RefSeq and is a predicted model, not a curated record. Lineage: Eukaryota; Viridiplantae; Streptophyta; Magnoliopsida; Ericales; Balsaminaceae. The transcript has a single exon. Bases 1 to 405 code for a protein of 134 amino acids.